This is a messenger RNA of Cladocopium goreaui, 2358 nucleotides long. NCBI's taxonomy places the organism in Eukaryota, Dinophyceae, Suessiales, Symbiodiniaceae. The record is from the annotation of a GenBank genome assembly.
GCACAUAGGGCAGUGAGACUCUGUGCGACGCGCUCAUCUCACUCGUCCUUUCAAACGCAAUGAAGCUGAUAUUUCUCACUUUGGCGGCUUUCUUCACCGGCAGCAGUGACGCUGCAAAGUUUCUUCGGGUGCCACAGGAUCCCUUUGAUGAUGGCCAAGACCAUGACAUAGGGACCGACCCCGAUUACUAUGAGGUAGAAGCUGAUGCUGAUGACCUAGACCUUGUGGACCAUUCAGAGACUGAUGAAGGAGAAGAUGAUGGUGAGGAGGAUGCGUUCGACCAUGGAACCGCUGAUGACCCAAUGGGCUUGGCGGAGGCGAAAGAAGGUGAAGAAGAGGAGAACGAUGAUAGUCUCGACGAGGCUGAUGCUGCGGAAUCCACUGAAUCUUCAUCCACGGACUCUGAGAGCGUAGACGCCUCACUGAUUCAGGAGAGUGAGGAGGCUGAUCAUGAUGAUGAUGCCGCGGAUUCCACUGACGAGAGCGUGGAUGUCGAUGUCGAUGCUGACACCACGGAAAUGCAAUCCUCUUUCCUUCAGGAGAGUGAGGAGGCAGAGUCCGAAGAUGCGGAUGAUGCAGACGAGGCAGAAGAUGCAGAGGAGGUCGAUGAGCUGACAGCCAAGCUGAAUGAGGAGUACUCGGUGCCGGACAGCGCAUCUCUGCUGCAAGAAGGUGAGGCUCUUCAAAACAUCCCACCGGAGCGGCAGUACUUGGGCGAUCUCUCCGAUUCAAAGGCCCAUCCCUAUGUCUACGAGACCCGCGAGGCGGCCACUGCGGCUUGCCAAAGCAUUGGCUACCGCGGUCUGUGCGGCAAAAGUCAAGUGAAAGGCUGGUCCCACUGUGCCUAUGGCUGGAUGGCUGACUACAAGGGUUAUUGGUUCCGGAAAUCGAAGAAAGGUUGCGGAUCCGGAAAAGGAUUCCGCAACGGCAAGAAGGUGAAAAAGCUGGGCGCCUACUGCUGUAACCUUGCGAUGAAUUCUCAGUACAUCGGCAGCUUGAAGGACCCGGAUGCAUUUCCCUACGUCUACUCCUCCCGCUCGAAGGCGGCAAAAGCCUGUCGUAAGGCCGGCUUCCGCGGCUUAUGCGCCAAGUCUCAGAUCGAAGGCUAUGUUCAGUGCGCGGCCGGAUGGCUCUCAGACGGCAAGGGCUAUUGGAUGGACCGAACGAUGAAAGGAUGCGGCAACGGACGGGGAUUCAGGGGCUGGGGAAAAGGCAAAGUAGGAGCCUACUGUUGCGCGCCCACGGCUAACAACAUCGAGUACAUUGGGGACUUGAAAGACACCAAAGCCCAUCCAUACGUCUUCUCGACCCGAAAAGCGGCCAAGACGGCGUGCAAAGAAGCUGGCUACCACGGCCUUUGCAGCAAGAGUCAGGGAUCAGGCUUCCACAAAUGUGCGGCUGGCUGGUACAGCGACUACAAGGGCUACUGGAUGUCCGAAGGAAGAAAGGGCUGCGGCUCGGGCACAGGUUGGCGAAAGUGGGGUGGGAACAAGGUGGGUGCUUACUGUUGCAACCUUGCCAGCAACUCAAAGUGGAUUGGCUCCCUGACAGAUCAAACGAAGCGAUAUGUCUACGACUCGAAAAAGUCUGCAGCAGAAGCGUGCCAUGAAGCUGGAUAUGACCGCCUAUGCCGGAAGUUUGAGAUCGAAGGCUAUGCCAAAUGUGCAGCGGGUUGGAUGGAAGACUUCAAGGGCUAUUGGUUUGAUCGCACCGCGAAGGGCUGCGGAGACAAUAGAGGCUAUCGUCCAUGGGGUCAUCAAAAGGCAGGAGCUUACUGCUGCAGCCCCAGCACCAAUGUGAAAUACAUUGGGGAUCUGAAAAAGCCGAAAAACCAUCCCUACGUCUACGAAACGCGUGAGAAAGCUGAGAAAGCGUGCAAGACGGCGGGAUACCGCAGACUUUGCUACAAGUCUGAGAUCGAGUUCCGCAGCAUCUGUGCUGCUGGAUGGCUCAAGGAUUACAAGGGCUACUGGUUUAAAGAGACCACGAAGGGCUGCGGCUCAGGCACAGGCUACCGCGGCUGGGGCAAAGGUAAGGUGGGCGCCUAUUGCUGCGAGAAGCUGGAACUGCCAUUGUGCCAUGAAGAUCAACUGUCAUCCAGAAAGGGUGUGUGGCGUUGCGAUGAUUACAGCGGAUCGACAGGAGAUGAGGCGUCUUGCAUUGAGAAAUACCAACAGAUCGAGGUAGCCGGCAAGACAAUGCACUUCAAAUGCGUCGCAAGCGAUGCUGGUGGAGGAAAGUUCAAUUGCCUUGCCGGUGACAAGUGCCAACCCAUUUUCCCUCGCGGAACCAUUGUCUGACGACAAGUGAUGACAUCAAGACCAGGAGCGGCAGAUGAGGACGCGAGGGCUUAAAAAA